AGCCAGCAGGCACGAAAAGCGGAACAGGUAGAGGCAACAGCAACAUGCAUGUGAUACUCCGGAUGGUUGUGAACGUUGUGUUUGGCCCCUUUGUGGCUGCGCAGUACCACUUCCCCUUUGGCUCUGAUCAGAUCGAAGGCCUUGCGGGAGUCCGGCCGACGUCGAGCUCGUCGUCGACGGCCUCGUACAGCUUUGACCGCCCCACUUCAAGCUCGUCGUCAGAACCUGCGUCGUCGGAGCUCCCGCAGCGGCUAGUGAGCAUGUACCCGGAGCAAUCAGCCACCAUGUCGUCGCUGCGCUCGCGCGGCAAGGCAGCCAUCACUGCAGAGGUCCUGCUGAAGGGUCUCCACCGCGACCGCCCUGUCGUAGAGUACGACGGCGACCGGCGCAAGAUCCGCGACUACCACGUCACCGUCUUUAACGCUUCGCGCAAGCUCCACCUGCUCUACCCGCAGUCGGAUGCGCCCGACGCGCUCCCCCGCCCAUGGUACGCCCGCAUCCGCUGGGGCAACAUCGGCAUGCUUUUUGCCCUCCUCUGGCUCCACCUUCUCUUCCUCGCUUUUCCACUCGGUGACGACGUGCCGUGGCAAGGCAAAGUGGUCAACUCGUACAUGCGCUCAACCUUUCAAGUCCUCACGCUCUCGGCCCAGCAGGCCUCGUCUGAGCUUCAGUGGGCCUCAAUCGCCUUUAUCGGUGCCCUCAUCACCGCCUUUCUCAUCACCCACGCCUACCUCUUUACACGCGUCCAGGACCUGUUCCUCUCCGGCCCCGCCGCCGCUGACUCGGCCUCGGCCUCACCGCAGCCCUCGCCAGACCGUGAGCCACCAAGCCCGCCACCGUCCAUCAACCGCGCCAUCGCCACCAUGUCCUCGUUUCCAGACCUCCGCGUUGCCACUCUCCGCGCCUCGGGUGCCGCCAUCGUCAAGCCGCCGCCGGCCGCAGUGAGCUCGGCCGACGAGCAGCAGGAGGAGCCCGUGCUCAGGUCGUCUCCGCGAGCAAACCCAGACGCCGGCCCGCACCUCACUGUCAACACCUCGCUACGCCGCAGUAGCAGCGAUGGCUCCGCCGGUGAGCUCACACGCUCGAUCCGGACCUUCAACGUGACCACCGCCAUGAAGUGGGUCUUUAAGCCCGAGCCGACGGUCAUGCUUGUCGCCAUGCUCAUUUUCUCGCGCAACUUUGCUGCCGUUACCUCGUGCGUUCCGCUCGACGGACAGGACCCAUCCGACACCCGGCUCUACCUCCACUUUGACCCGGAGGUCCAGUGCUUUGCCGGCAUGCACCGCAUCUACUUUGUGGCCACUCUCUACGCCCUGCUCUUCUCAUACCCGCUCUUCCUCGCCGACGCGCUCCACGUCUACUUUGCCGACCUUCUCGAGUUCGACGGGCUUGAGCCCAAGUAUGCGCCACAGGCCAUCGUGCUUGAGAAGAUCAUCGUCACUAUCCUCGGCGCCAUCUCGGUCACCUGGUCCGACUCGCCGGCUCGCCGGCUGUGGUUCUUUAAGGCUGCCGUGCUGGCCGUCAUGGUCAUCACUGCCGUGACCCGGGCCAAGGACUACCGCUGCCUCCUUCGUCCGGGUCAAAACCUCGAGUACGGCCGCUCGGGCGUUUUCCUCGCCUGUUCUGUCGCCUGGGUCGUCAUCCUUCGCCUCUUUCUCUUCCUCCUUGCGCUCUGCUCGGGCGUGGCCGCGCAGACCGCGGUGGCGCUCGACGAUCCGUCGUCAAGUUUUCCCACCCUUGUCUUCUCGGUUCUACUUGUCAUCUCGGUCGCCGUCUUCGCUGCCAUCUCCAUCUGGUGGUACCGCCGCGAGACGCCGUUUGAGCACGCCAUGGAAGACGACCCGCCAGUCACCUACUACCAGUACCGCGGAGGCUGGCGCUCGCCGACCUCGGCCAUCGUCGCCGCCGACGCCGGCGCCUCGCCGGUCGACACCCUCGACGACGGCGGGCCCAUCGCAAAAGUUGCUCUCGACCUCAAGCCGCGUUCGCUCGUCCAGCAGCGCGUCUCGUCGGUCGGUCUCGAGCUCGGUGCGUCCUCUACCGCGGCUCAGUUCCAGCCCAUGAGCUCGCAAAGCUCGCCAGUCUCACUCGCCUCCUUUGGCGCCUUUGCCCACACCUCGUCUCGCCUUAAGCUUUCACCGCUCGUCACCCUCGCCACCCACGCUGGCCUCGACGCUACCCAGGAAUCGGACGCCCACUCAUCGCGCCCGCCGUCGCCGCGCUGGCCUGAACCUCCGCGAUGGGUCUAGCUUUACUAUUGUAGUCGCACACACCCCGCGCGAGCGCUGUGGUACCCUCGGCUGCUUACCUUCAUCGUACCACCUUGAGGUCGGCCACAAACUCGAGGUCCAUGGCCGAAAAGACCACCACCUCGAAGUAGUUGUCGCUAUCGGCCAUGGCCUCCCCAAUCUUGGCGUAGAGCUGAGUCUCGGGCUCGACCCGCAGAUCCGACCGCUCUUCGUCGCGCGAGUCCAUGACCGUGAGGAAG
Messenger RNA from Thecamonas trahens ATCC 50062, 2488 nucleotides. RefSeq lists its product as uncharacterized. Lineage: Eukaryota; Apusomonadida; Apusomonadidae. The record is from RefSeq and is a predicted model, not a curated record. Bases 45 to 2249 code for a protein of 734 amino acids. The transcript has 3 exons.